UCCGGUUGUCUUCGGAGUUCGGAUUUAGAACGCUGGCGUUAAGGCGUUCGGAGGAAGCCGAUUGGCUAGGAUGCGAGGUGUCCGGUCUCUUCAAUGGACACAAGCGCCUCCGUCUUUGGAUCGAGCCAGCGAAUGAACGGGAUCGGCUCAAGGAAAGGCGACAGUGGCCGCGGAGCUCCGCAAAGAGCCCGCCCUGGAGGGUCUCCGGGAAGCGCGGGGCGAGCCCUGGCUGGCACAGGCAGGAGAGCGGCCUCCAGAACUACCUCCAGUCCCAGCGUGGAGGGAACCUCGCACCAUGGGUACGCCGGCCUCUAUAGUGUGUGACUUGCCACAGCAUCCGACCCCCAAAUCUUGUACUCGCAAGAGAGCGUCUGCCAACAUCUUUCAGGGGGUGGAUUUAUGGCAGCUGCGCCGCCUCUUCCACAGCAGUGGGGAUGCAAAAGCAGAAGAGCGAGCUCAGCUGAUCUGGCAAUGUGCAGAGAACCGGUGCAUUACUCAGGCUUUGCAACAACUCCACAGAAGGCAGAGGAAACGGAGGCUGCAGUCCCACCACAGGCCUCCUUCAGAAAAGGGCAGCGCCACCAGACUCCUAGAACUACAGCAUUUCAGUCGCUUAAGGAUCGAAGACCAUACUCCAUCUUGUGCUGAUAUUGAGAACAGCAGUAAUGGUAAGGAGAUAGAGGACACUGAUCAAACUGAUCAUUCCACUGUAUCCCAGCACAGGAAGAAGAGGGGAAUGGGAGCUGCAGACUACCUCCACCACCUCCACCGGUGAGCAACGUGGACCUCACACUAAGGCAUAUGAUUGUCAGUAUAUGGGGCAGGAGAAACCUGAAAUCACAGGGGACCUGACAACAGACACACUUCAGUUUCUUUAAUAACCUCCAGCUGGAAGAGAAUCUUUGGCACAAAUUAAUUCUACUGCUUCAGGUUCACUGUCAUAACAGAGAAACUUGAAUUCAGCCCUCUCAGCCUCAAGCACUUCUAGUUAUUCAGACUUGACCACAGCUUGCUGUCUUAAAGCACAAACACUACAUCUACUGACUGCAAAUAAUCAUGUGUAAUAAAGCUUAUAUAUAUAUAUA
This is a messenger RNA of Anolis carolinensis (green anole), 1085 nucleotides long. RefSeq names its product arginine vasopressin induced 1 (gene avpi1). The coding region runs from base 296 to 775 and encodes 159 amino acids. The transcript is spliced from 3 exons. Lineage: Eukaryota; Metazoa; Chordata; Lepidosauria; Squamata; Anolidae. Gene Ontology annotation, biological process: positive regulation of MAPK cascade. The record is from RefSeq and is a predicted model, not a curated record.